Molecule: messenger RNA, 2053 nt
Organism: Trematomus bernacchii (emerald rockcod)
Lineage: Eukaryota; Metazoa; Chordata; Actinopteri; Perciformes; Nototheniidae
Gene: scn1ba
Product: sodium channel, voltage-gated, type I, beta a
Exons: 6
Coding region: 1087-1737 (216 amino acids)
Biological process (GO): sodium ion transport; regulation of heart rate by cardiac conduction; cardiac muscle cell action potential involved in contraction
Cellular component (GO): voltage-gated sodium channel complex
Molecular function (GO): sodium channel regulator activity
Source: RefSeq, a predicted model, not a curated record
UUGCACACACCACAGAUGAUUUCACAUGAAUAAAUCAGAAGUAAACUCUCCCCUAUAGGUGCUGUCUGGAGCUAAACCUGAUGAGAAAUGUAGCCUAGUUGUGAAGCUUUACGUUGGACUUAGCAAUAGCACUGAUAGGAGGCAAUACCACCUACAUUCAAUAAAAGGUAACCUCUCUGAUGUCUUCCAAAGCCAAAGAGGAGGAAACAAGUGAGAGGAUUCUUCAAGCUGCUUCCAUUUGCCAUUUCACUCAGACUGUGGAUCUUUAAACUCGGACCCUGCUUUCUGCCCAUGUCGAAUCUACAGCACACAAGGGAAACGUGCUAAAUGUCUCUUUAAUGCAACAUUUAUCAUUUACAUUUGAUCUGCACUCUUUAACUCUCCAUUGCAUGACUCUCACCAGUGUGCUUCAAUUUUCAAUUCCUCAGCGUCGUCCCUAAGAUAUCAGUCUUCCAGUAGCUUCUAAUGGUCAACGGCUGAUAGGGCCAUAUAUCAAGCAACCUGUGUGUCAACGCACUGGCAUCAUUUGGUGUGUCGUUGUGGAGCUAAAGAGGCCAAAGGGUGUGCCACAGAGUAUACAUAGUUGAACAAAGGCCCUUUUGGUGCUAACAAGGGGGCCGAAACCUGAAACUCAAAGUGAUUCCUGUCUGUGGUAACUCUAUACGCUAUCACGCUGAAAGGCUAAACAAAGUCUGCAGAAAAAUAAAAAGUGCUUUAGAUCCUGAGCAGGCGAAGAGACGAGGCACAUCUUCCACACUGCUUCCGUUUGGAUUUUCAGGUGCUUGAGAAGACCAGAUCAGCACGAUGACCCAGCCAACCCUCCUUUCAACGCGUGUAUGAGCUGGACAAAAUAAAAAAAGGAGGAGAAGAAGAAGACACCCAGAGCGCAUCACACCCAGAGUCCCAACAGCCUCCUCCUCUCAACAUAGUCAGGACAUCCUAGAGGUUUUCACCACCAAGCUGGAGUAGUUGCUGUUUAGAUCUGUAUUGUAUCUCCUAUUCGGAAGUGUGUGUGUGUGUGUGUGAGAUGUGUGGUGUGUUUUGACGCCGUUGAGAGCCUCCACCAGUCUUCUUUCUCCUGUCAGGAUGUCCCAUCUGCUGCUAACCCUGGCCCUCCUGGCGCUUCAAGCAUGUCUGUGUCGUGGAGCCUGCGUGGAGGUGGACUCAAACACAGAAGCCGUGGAAAAAAAAGGUUUCAAACUGGGCUGCAUCUCCUGUAAGAAGAGGGGCGAGGUUCCCGCCAGCGCCUUCGUCGACUGGUACUUCAAGGAUCCAGACAAUUUCACCCAUGUAUACAGAUAUAAGAAUAAAGAGGCCAAUAUCACUGACGAACGUUUCUUUGAACGUCUUGUUUGGAAUGGCAGCAAAAAUACAAAUGACCUGCAGGACGGCUCCAUCUUCAUCCUAAACGUGACAUUCAAUGACACGGGACGCUACAGGUGCAUAUUCAGCCGAACCCUGAUGUAUCCUGCCUACGAGUUUUUCACCUUUCCCAACAAGACUAUCGACAUGACAGUGGUGGCAGAACUCACCAGGGGAUGGGCAUCCAUCUUGUCUGAGGUAAUGAUGUACGUCUCCCUCAUCGGGCUGCAGGUAUGGCUGGUGAUUGAGAUGAUUUACUGCUACAGGAAGAUUUCAGUGGCUGGAGAGGAAGCUCUUAGAGAGAGCGCGCCGGAGUAUUUAGCUAUAGCGUCGGAAAGCAAAGAUAACUGUGCAGCUGUACAAGUGGCAGAAUAGCACCGGUCGAGGAAAAUUCCAGAUGUCUUCCUUGAGGAAUCUCAUAUUCCCACUUUGACGCUCGAGUCUCCUCUGACCGUCCCUCACAUCAGAACUAAACCACAGGGAGAACACAGAUCUUCACUCGACUAUCUGCAAAAAGAUGGAAAGGACUGAACUGCAUCGUGUUUGGAGGACAGGAUGGAUGCAUCAGCUUGUGGAUUAACAGGAAGAGAUAGAGGGUAUAACUGUAUAUGUAUAUAUGAACAGAUACUCUUAUAUAAAUAAUAUAGACCUAUAUUGACUAUCCACUAUCUGCAUGCUUAAGCUAAUCCAA